Cercospora beticola is the source of this 918-nucleotide messenger RNA. RefSeq names its product translation initiation factor eIF1 (gene SUI1). Gene Ontology annotation, molecular function: translation initiation factor activity; RNA binding; ribosomal small subunit binding. Gene Ontology annotation, biological process: translational initiation. Gene Ontology annotation, cellular component: eukaryotic 43S preinitiation complex. The record is from RefSeq and is a predicted model, not a curated record. NCBI's taxonomy places the organism in Eukaryota, Fungi, Ascomycota, Dothideomycetes, Mycosphaerellales, Mycosphaerellaceae.
CAAGAACCUGCACCUGAACCACAACACCCGCAACCACACCACUCUCCACUCCACCGCCGCCGCAACUCACCGCACCGCUACUUCGAGCACCACACGCGCCAACACACUACCCACCCCGCGACACCGACGACACAGCUGCGUAUGUCCGGCCAGAUCGAGAACCUCAAGUCUUUUGACCCCUUCGCCGAGGCAGAUGCCGACGGCGACGGUGAGACCAAGCAGUCGCAGAACUAUAUUCAUAUCCGUAUCCAGCAGCGCAAUGGUCGUAAGACCUUGACUACCGUGCAAGGACUCCCGAAGAAGUUCGAUCAGAAGAAGAUCCUCAAGGUCAUCAAGAAGAAGUUUGCCUGCAAUGGCACCAUCGUCAACGACACCGAGAUGGGAGAGGUGAUCCAGCUCCAGGGCGAUCAGCGGAAGGAUGUGCAGGAAUUCUUGGUCGACAAGAAAGAGGGACUCGAGCUAGAUGCCAAGACCAUCAAGGUCCACGGUUUCUAGGCUCAUAACCCACGACAUGUGAACCGUCUGCGGCGCGUCGAGGAUAUCGCGAAGUUGGAGCAAUGCCUACCCGGCAGCGACUACACAUCGCAUCCUACGUGCACUAGGCAGGUCGGCUGCGGCAGGUACAACUCGCUGCCCCCGGCUGGUCCGGUGCACGGCGACACGACUUCACGAUCACGAACUCGCUUCUCUGCGAGAAGCUACGAGGACAUGCGCAGACGGGAGAAUGGGUCCCUUCUGAACGACACGCAAGGCGAAUUGCUAUUGGGCACGCUAAUGCUUGUUUUCCUUUUCUACAACCACCACAAUUCCGGCUAUGGCUACUUUGACGCUGCGAGCAACGAGGGAUAGGCUGGCUGAAUUUGGUAUUGGUAGUAGCGUUACGUACCACGAAAUGGAAUACAUGAGCAUACUACGAAA